Molecule: messenger RNA, 2058 nt
Organism: Lepisosteus oculatus (spotted gar)
Lineage: Eukaryota; Metazoa; Chordata; Actinopteri; Semionotiformes; Lepisosteidae
Gene: gjd2b
Product: gap junction protein delta 2b
Biological process (GO): cell-cell signaling
Cellular component (GO): connexin complex
Molecular function (GO): gap junction channel activity
Source: RefSeq, a predicted model, not a curated record
CCAACCUCCCUCCAUUCAGACACCGCGCGACCCAUCAUCCUGAUCUGAAGAUCGAAAAUAGGAGGGCUUACACUAAUCAGCACUUCAGACUCGAAGACAAGCAAAAGUGUGGGAUCGUCGAACUGGGUUUCAGCACUGGCACGGAAGGGGAGCACCGGCUUUUGAUCAAUGCAUUUGCCAGACAAAAUCGGAACCUCUGGAGAGUGAAACAGGAAAUAAUAACAUUUCAUCGCAUUUCGUGCAGAGUGCUGUGCUCUUGUCUCCGGAUGAACAGAAAUGGGGGAAUGGACCAUCCUAGAGAGACUCCUGGAGGCUGCUGUCCAGCAGCACUCUACUAUGAUAGGAAGGAUCCUGUUAACAGUGGUGGUGAUCUUCCGGAUUCUAAUAGUAGCUAUAGUUGGAGAGACAGUCUAUGAUGAUGAACAAACCAUGUUUGUUUGUAAUACCUUACAACCUGGCUGUAACCAGGCGUGUUACGACAAGGCAUUUCCAAUUUCUCAUAUCAGAUACUGGGUAUUUCAGAUCAUUAUGGUGUGCACACCAAGCCUUUGUUUUAUCACUUACUCGGUGCACCAGUCUGCAAAGCAAAAGGAACGAAGGUACUCCACUGUGUUUCUCACAUUGGAUAAAGACCAAGAUUCUAUGAAACGCGAAGACAGCAAGAAAAUUAAAAACACAAUCGUAAACGGAGUACUUCAGAACACAGAGAACUCAACCAAAGAAGCCGAACCCGAUUGUCUGGAAGUGAAAGAAAUCCCAAAUUCAGCCAUUAGAACUACUAAGUCUAAAAUGAGGCGACAAGAAGGGAUCUCAAGAUUUUACAUUAUCCAAGUGGUUUUCAGAAACGCGCUGGAGAUUGGAUUUUUAGUGGGUCAAUAUUUUCUUUACGGAUUCAACGUUCCCUCAGUGUAUGAGUGUGAUCGAUACCCCUGCAUAAAAGAUGUAGAGUGCUAUGUUUCCAGGCCAACGGAAAAGACUGUUUUUUUGGUUUUCAUGUUUGCGGUCAGUGGGAUUUGUGUAGUACUGAAUUUAGCAGAACUCAAUCACUUGGGAUGGAGAAAAAUCAAAACGGCAGUAAGAGGGGUGCAGGCCAGAAGGAAGUCCAUUUAUGAAAUUAGGAACAAAGACCUGCCUAGAAUGAGUGUGCCUAAUUUCGGCCGCACUCAGUCGAGUGACUCCGCAUACGUGUAGCACACUUUUAUAGAAUACGGUGGACAAUUUGUGAUGUACAGUUACGUUUAAGAGAAUGAAGACUAAAAUUCCGGACAUUUCCAUUCGCCAAUUGUAUUUCAUUAAUUGCGCGGUGGAUUGAUUUUUGAUUUUCAAUGGACUGCAAUAACAAACGUGUGUUUGUUUUUCUUAUUAAAUUGCACUGAUGCAACUUUUUAGUAACGUUUAUACUCUGUACAUCGCUUGACAGCACAUUGACGUGUUCACAAAUUUACUCGUUUGUACACUGCAGAGCUACUGAGCUCGAGGAGAGUAAAUACGAAUUGCACUAAGUUGUGAACACCUGGAGCCAAACAAGCCCCAAAUUGUGCUAUUGACAGUGAUUUCUUACCUACCCUGUACUUUCCACCUCUUACAAUCAUUCUGUCACAGCGAGUUGGCAAUGUUUGGAAAAAUAUGUACUUCAAAUGAAUUUUAAAUUCUGAUUACGGAGAAUCGAAGUAGAUGAAAUUCUAUAGCUUUCUGUGUUUUUUUUUUGUUGCCUGUGUUCACACCACUAACCUUAACGUAUGUAACCAUUCCAUUGCUAUAUAGCUGAACUGCAAAAUAAUAUCGGGUGGAUUUGCUGCAAACGCUAACGUCUGUGACUUCCUUAAUUUAUUAUACACCAAAGCGCCCAUUGCUUUCAUUUGUCAAGAACUGUUUUCUUGCUUUCGUGUAAUUAAGUGCCAUACAUGUAUAUAUACAUAUAAAUAUAUAAAUACAUUAAAAUAUUCAUCAUGAAAGCGAACUUCCUGCUUGCAUUAUGCUUAAUGCUGCCCUGUUUUGCUUUAAUUGUUGUACUCUAAGUGGAAAUGGCAUAUAAUCCUUUUUUGCAAUUAUUUGAAA